Messenger RNA from Lachnellula hyalina, 900 nucleotides. RefSeq lists its product as uncharacterized. The coding region runs from base 1 to 900 and encodes 299 amino acids. NCBI's taxonomy places the organism in Eukaryota, Fungi, Ascomycota, Leotiomycetes, Helotiales, Lachnaceae. The record is from RefSeq and is a predicted model, not a curated record. The transcript has a single exon.
AUGGCUACACCAUAUUCAGACCUAGAAGUGGCUCCCAGCUCUGGUCUCGAGCACCAUAAAAGCCAUUGUCCGGCAGGACUCGAACUUGAUAAGACCAAUUCCAGUCUGUCAAAAGCUCAUCUUCUCUGUAUUAAUGAGCCGUACAAUUCUCCAGUCAACCAAGAUCGUCGCAUUUGUGGCUUGGCCCUGAGGACAUUUUGGAUCGCGAUUGUCGGAAUAGUAGUGAUUAUUGGAGCCGCAGUGGGUGGCGGCGUUGGAGGAAGUCUGGCUUCAAAAACCAGCAGUGUCGCUGAAUCUUCUUUUCCCAAUUCAGAAACUUCAGUGCAGCGUUCAAACACGUCUGCCACCAGCAGUGGCCAGUCCAUAAACUCAACGACUCCCUCUCCAACAAGCUCAGAAGUAUCGGUGCAGCCUCCAACAACGUCUGCUGCAAGCAGCAGCCAAUCCACAAACUCAAACGCUCCGUCUCUGACAAGCACACAAGCCGCUUCGACCACGCAAAUCAUCGGUCCCUCCUACACCCUCCUCCGCGACUGCCCUUCAUCUAACAACACACUUUACGGCAUAUCUCUUGGCUCAACUACCAUGAACUUCCGCAAGAUGUGCGGCAAAACCUUUCUCAAUAUCAACGCAGCGUCUAACGAAAAUUCGGUGAACCAGAAGGCAUCAAGCCUAGACAGCUGCAUUAACUUAUGCGCCGCAUAUAAUGUGCAAAGCGCUUCUAGCAUUGCGUUAGGCCACAAUCAAAUUUGCAAUGCCGUGUGUUGGCGAAAUAGCCUUGAUAAUGAUGAUCAUCCGGGCACUUGUUUUGGCUUCACCACACAGAACUCAUCAAAUGCCUUUGUAGUUUCUGAUCAGUCGUUUUGUGAUUCUGCGGCGUGGAUUGACCAGACGAUCUGA